Monoraphidium neglectum is the source of this 1188-nucleotide messenger RNA. RefSeq lists its product as hypothetical. The transcript has 9 exons. The coding region runs from base 1 to 1188 and encodes 395 amino acids. NCBI's taxonomy places the organism in Eukaryota, Viridiplantae, Chlorophyta, Chlorophyceae, Sphaeropleales, Selenastraceae. The record is from RefSeq and is a predicted model, not a curated record.
AUGGCAGCGCUCACUACCGAGCAUGGGGUUGCCACCACCUCUAGCACCAACACCACGGAUACAGCGGGCCCCACCACUAGCGGCGGCCGCGGCGGCAACGAGGGCGCUGGCACCGCCGGCGGCGGUGGCGGGGACGACGGCGAGUUCAACACCAACUUUGGGGAGGCAGUCGUGUGCUUGCGGGAAGACCUGCCUGACAUGUUUGUCCGCGACAUGCGGUGGCACAUUUACAGGGAAGACGUGACCUUUACCCUGGGGACGAUGGGGGACGCCCGGCUGACGGGCCUGACAAAGUACAAGUGGCUGCAUCGCUCCGUGCGGGCGCUGACGUGGCUGCUGUACAGCGAUGUGCGGCUGACCACGCUGCGCAUGUGGGAGAGCCAAACGGAGAGGCGGCACCUGAGGGUGCGGUGGUGCGUCCUGGCAACUCCACGGCUGCCGGCCUUCGUGGCUGGCAGUGAGCCGAUGAGGUUUGAGGCCAUCUCCACCUACAAGUUCGACUCCCGCACCGGCCGCAUCUACGAGCACUCUGUCGACCGCCUCAUUCCACCGGAGUCUCCUGUGGCAAAGCUUAUAGAGAGCUUCAUCAGCUGGCAAGGCACUGCACCCGCGGGGCAGCAGCCAGCUGGCAUCCCCGUGCCCAACGGGGUGCCCGGGGGCGUCUCCAACCCAGCAGGCGGGCGCAUCGAAUCAGCUUACACGUUUGGCCACAGCCACGACCCGCAGAAGACUGCUGAGCAGGACAAGAAGGCAGCGGCUUGGUGGGCACCGGGCAACCGGCCGUCGACCAAUGAUGCGGCCAACAAGGUGAGGCGCUUCGCCGCAGUGGUGUGCAAGCUGGAUGCUGCGGCCGAGGCAGCAGCCCUCACAGCGGAUAUUGAGGAGUUUUGGCAAGAGGCCAACGCGGCCCCAGGGUCCUCCAUCCUCCACCUGACCGGCCGUGACACAGCGGUGGCAGUCAAGCAAGCGGGGCGGGGCACGCACGUCACGCUGGGCUGCGAGGGCAAUGAGUUUACUCGCAGCAGCAAGUACCGCGAUGACUUCUGCAAUGGAGGCGCUGCAGGCGCCGCAGCCAAGGGCGAGGCCAGUGGCCCAGCCGCCAUGUAUGCCCAGGCGAAGAAGGCGGCCCGUGCUAACCGCGCCCUGGGCACAGGGGCGAGCCUCAGCCUUGCACAGCAGAUGUGGUGA